Ornithorhynchus anatinus (platypus) is the source of this 5627-nucleotide messenger RNA. RefSeq names its product solute carrier family 7 member 2 (gene SLC7A2). Gene Ontology annotation, biological process: transmembrane transport; amino acid transport. Gene Ontology annotation, molecular function: amino acid transmembrane transporter activity. The record is from RefSeq and is a predicted model, not a curated record. The coding region runs from base 549 to 2540 and encodes 663 amino acids. The transcript is spliced from 12 exons. NCBI's taxonomy places the organism in Eukaryota, Metazoa, Chordata, Mammalia, Monotremata, Ornithorhynchidae. Gene Ontology annotation, cellular component: plasma membrane.
CCCACAGACGUAUUGACAGUCAGGGUUGUGGAGCGGGAAGGAGAAGCUCUUCCAGACCGUGGCCACGGGCAGUUCGUUUCCUGAACACAUCACGGGGACGAGCUGGGCCAGACCGGGCCAAAGGACUCCGCAGGCAGGGCACUGCUCCAGGAACCCCGCUGCUGCCCAAGGGACCGGGCCCACCUAACCUCCGACUCCAGGGGGUCCUACGCGUGGGGAGGGGGCCUCUGUCGAUCCCCUUCGGGCUAAUCUGGAAGGGCCCGGGCCUCGGCCCCAUGCGCCUGGCUCCUGGGCACGCUCCUCAGGACACUCCUGCUGGGUGCUGGCGCCGCUUGGUCGGGGGCAGCUGAGUUGGCCAGGAGGCCCACAAGCCAGAGAAAGCUGCGGUGGGGAGAGGGGGAGGGGCAGGAGGGCCGGGGGCUGGGGGCUGGGCAGCCAGAGGGGCUGGGCGGCCGAGGACUGGCCUUUUGGUUCCUGGAAGAAGAAAGCGUGAAAACGGUCUUCUCUAAAGGACCCAUUUGGGGGAAGAGUUGAUUGCAGUGUCCACGAUGAUCCCCUGCGGAGCGGUCGUGUCAUUCGCCCAGUGCCUGAUUCGGAGAAAAGUCGUCACGAUGGAUGGUCCCGAAGACUCCAAACUGUGCCGCUGCCUGUCCACCGUGGACCUCAUCGCCCUGGGCGUGGGCAGCACGCUCGGGGCCGGCGUGUACGUGCUGGCCGGAGAAGUGGCCAAAGCAGACUCGGGCCCCAGCAUCGUGGUGUCCUUCCUGAUCGCUGCCCUGGCUUCAGUCAUGGCUGGCCUCUGCUAUGCGGAGUUUGGGGCCCGUGUGCCCAAGACCGGCUCGGCGUACCUGUACACCUACGUGACCGUGGGCGAGCUGUGGGCUUUCAUCACGGGCUGGAACCUCAUCUUGUCCUACGUGAUAGGCACCUCUAGUGUGGCGAGAGCGUGGAGUGGCACCUUCGAUGAACUUCUCAACAAGCAGAUUGGCCAGUUUUUCCGAACAUACUUCAGGAUGAAUUCCACCGGCCUGGCGGAGUAUCCGGAUUUCUUUGCAGUUUGCCUUAUCCUGAUUCUGGCAGGCCUGUUGUCUUUUGGAGUCAAAGAGUCUGCCUGGGUGAACAAAGUCUUCACUGCGAUUAAUAUUCUCGUCCUCCUCUUCGUUAUGAUUGCCGGCUUUGUGAAAGGCAACGUGGCCAACUGGAAAAUCAGUGAAGAUUUUCUGAAAAACAUUUCAUCAGCUGCAAGAGAGCCCCCUUCAGAGAACGGGACCAGUCUUUAUGGGGCUGGGGGCUUCAUGCCCUACGGCUUUGCCGGGACCCUGGCGGGGGCAGCGACCUGCUUCUAUGCCUUCGUGGGGUUUGACUGCAUCGCAACCACCGGAGAGGAAGUCAGGAACCCCCAGAAAGCUAUUCCCAUCGGAAUCGUGACUUCUCUGCUGGUCUGCUUUAUGGCGUACUUUGGGGUUUCCGCGGCUUUGACCCUGAUGAUGCCGUAUUACCUUCUUGACGAGAAAAGCCCCCUCCCUGUGGCAUUUGAGUACGUCGGAUGGGGGCCUGCCAAGUACGUGGUGGCCACAGGUUCGCUCUGCGCUCUAUCCACCAGUCUCCUGGGCUCUAUGUUCCCUCUGCCCCGCAUUCUGUUUGCCAUGGCCCGCGAUGGCUUACUCUUCAGAUUUCUGGCCAAAGUGAGUAAGAGGCAGACCCCAGUCGCUGCCACACUGACGGCAGGGCUCAUCUCGGCUGUGAUGGCGUUUCUCUUCGACCUGAAGGCUCUGGUGGACAUGAUGUCCAUAGGGACACUGCUGGCUUACUCUCUCGUCGCUGCCUGCGUGCUCAUCCUCAGGUACCAGCCUGGCUUCCAGAGCUACGAGCAGCCCAAAUACUCUCCAGAGAAGGAAGCCCUAGCGGCGGCCAAGCCCGCGACCAAAAGUGAAUCUCAGCUCAGCAUGCUUCAGGGAAACGGCUUCAGUCUGCAGUCACUCUUCAACCCAUCCGUCUUCCCCACCACACAGUCUGCCUCUGCGGUCAGCUUUCUGGUGGGGCUGCUGGCUUUUCUGGUGUUAGGCCUCAGUAUUCUGACCACCUACGGGGUCCAAGCAAUUGGCAACUUGGAGGCCUGGAGCCUGGCCCUGCUGGUCAUGCUGAUCGUUCUCUGCACUGCCAUUGUCCUCAUCAUCUGGAGACAGCCCCAGAACCAGCACAAAGUGGCCUUCAUGGUGCCGUUCCUGCCUUUCCUGCCGGCGUCCAGCAUCUUGGUGAACAUUUACCUGAUGGUACAGCUGAGUGCCGACACCUGGGUCCGGUUCAGCAUAUGGAUGGCUCUCGGUUUCCUGAUCUACUUUGCCUAUGGCAUCAGACAUAGCCUGGAAGGCCUCCCUAGGGGUGAUGAGGAGGAGGAGGAGGAAGAGGAGGAAGAAGAUGCAUAUUUGGAAGCAAGCGGUGGCACGUUGGAGGUCAAGAGUGUCUUUGCAGCCGGGGAGCUGCACCCUGAGAACGAGCACAGCCACUUCCUCCUCCACGAACGAACCAGCCAGUGUUGAUGCCGCAGCGCCAACACGGGGAGCGGGCGCAGCGGAGCGGCUCGGUUGGUCGGUUGUGAGUCUGCUGCCGCCCUUGAACUCAACUCGUUGUGCAUCGUGGUGACCCACCCGCAGCGUGGCCCUUUCCCAGCGUGGCCCACCUGCUGUGUGGCUCGCUCCCAGCAUGGCCCUCCCACGGUGUGGGCUGCCCUAGCGUGGCUGAACCCAGCGUGGCCCGUCCCCCAGCAUGACAGGAUCCCAGCAGUGACCCACGGCCAACCCAGGGUGGCCCUCUCCCAGUGUGACCCGUCCACCGUGACCCGACCCCGGCUCGGUCCAUCCCCGGCGUGGCCCGUCCCCGGCAUGGCCCUCUUGCGGCGUGGCCCCUCCUGUAGUGUCGACCCAUCCUCAGCACAGACCGUCCCCAACGUAACCCAUCCCCACCAUGGCCAAGCCAGUGUGGCCUGCCUCCAGCGUGGUGCCUCCAGCGUGACCUGACCCCAGCGAGAGCGGGGGCCGGUGGGAGCCGGUGGCAGCCGCGGAACCCGCACUGCCGCCACACGGAGACUCUUCCCAGAUGAGGGGCUGAAGGAGAGGAUGUGCCGUGCCCAUGGCGGGCAAGGGGGGGAGCGUGUAUGGGUGUGUGGGUGUCUGUGUGUGUCUGUGUGUCUUUCGCAUCGGCUGUAUUCGGGUAAAUUCACAUCACACUUCAAAAUGAUCCCGAAUCCCUAUUCCGAGGUCACGAGUGUGGGUCCCUUCUCUAAACAAGCAGGCCUGUUGAGGAAGGGAGAAAGGCCAAAGGAGGAAGAGCGUUUGUCAAUGGCCAGGGUGGAACCGUCUUGCCGCCUACAACCUCCUGGCCACGCUCUCCUCUUCCAGAAGAAAAGUGACCGUGAGUAACUGCACCCAGAAUGACUGGGCUUCCGCAGGGCAGCCACUGCUGGGGACAUUGGGCCCAUCCAUAGAUGUGCCUAGGCUCUGGCAAGGGCCAACGGCAACACUACACAUGUCGGUGACCUGGAAAAGUCAAGGUCUCAAGCCUUAACCUGUGUGUGUGUGUGCGUGUGCGUGUGUGUGUUUAGCAAACACUACAGCGGGAGGCAGAGGGGAUCGAGGGAAGACAGCAAACAAACUAAAACAAACAAACAAACAGAUAGGUAGAGGGCAUCUGACAAGGGUAAUUCUGCGUGAGUGGGAAGCCUAGCUCCUAUGAUUAGUAAUAAGAAUAAAGCCUCAUUGUCCACCCCAGUCCCCACAGCCAAGGUCAGGGAGAUGAUCGUUAGCACUUCGAAUAGCAUCAUCUUGGAACCCAAAGGACCACAGAAACUGUGUGUGUGUGAUUGCACACCCACUUCUGACUGGUCUUUCAACUGGAAGUUGCCUCCGGUCCCCUAGCAAAGAGAAGACAGUGAUGCGAUCUGUUCUGUUCAGUCUGGGAUGAGGAGCUGGAGAAGUCCAGGGUCAUGUGCUUAACACAUCCCUUCUGGCUUCCUCCAAGGGCAGUUGGUGCAGAUGCUCAUUCUCACUAAGGCAAACUCAGAAACUAAACUUCAGCACCUGCUUCCCGCUCUCCCGGGGGAGAACCGAUCCAUCUUCCUCUCUGGAGGCCCAACCACGGCCCACGUGUUUCUCCUUUCUUCAAUUCUGUUUUCAAUUCUCAGGUGGACCCCUGGGCCCUGUGAAUGCCCCCUCCCUGCCUAGAGGCGAGAGGGGAGCGGACCGUAGCAUCGGAUCUGGAGGCUCAGAACGAGUCCGCCCCUCUCAUCUUUCGCUGCUGUGAUGUAGGGUUGGGCAGACCUUUCCAAACACAUAGUGCUUGAAAUGCCCUGACGUUGUCUGUCCAAGUCAGGGAGAGCGGGUGGCCAGGCUGAGCUCGGCUGGGAUGGCUGCGCAGCAAAUGUCAGGACACGCAAAGAGGAAAGAGAAUGGUGUAGGCCACAUCCCUGGGGAGAAGCUGAGAAAUCUUGACCAUGAUGGUACUAACCAAAUGGGGUUCACAUCCAGGGUGCCCUUGGCACCCCACAACCCUGUCGCUUCUUCAGCUGCCAGACUGGCCUGGGUGAGUGAUUCCCAGGGGCCCUGACUAGCAAUCUCCUCCACCUGGAAUUGGGCUACCUCAUGUGGCAAAUUGUCCCAGCUCCAGCCGCCAGCCUGCACGCUGCUCAGAGCUGCCACCCUGGGAGAGCCAAGGGGCAGAUUCACAUCCAACCCGCUUUCCAACAGCUAAUUAGCACGUCACCUGGCUGGGGGGGCAGCUUCAUAACCUGUCUUUGUUUUCUCCACGUCGAGACACCGAUCCACAAGGCCAACCUCAUCGGCUACUCCUGGCCCCAGUCUCUGGGGAUGUCCCGUUCCAUCAAAGCUCGGGAGCCCUAGUUUGGAAUCCUGGACUCCUGGGCUCCCUCCUUCUAGCUUCCAAUCCUGACCUCCUUCCCCAGCCUCCCGGACUCAUCUUCCCUGCAGGUUUGCUGAUGGGGAGGGCAGUUGGUAGGGGGUGAGCCGGGAGCCUCCGGCCCCGUGCUCCUCCGCGUGGCCCCUUCUGGCACCACUUUGAGCCCCUCACCCAAAUCCAAGUCUAUGGGGGCGUUUCUGACAAGGCACGCUGCCAAGAAAGCUGUCAGAACCAUCCUUGCACCCCGGAAAGUGAAAAUCUCAGGUCCUCGGGCAUAGUUCCAAAUUGGAGGAUUUUGUAAUACAAAAACCUAAGAGGGUUGCCUGCCUUCCCAGGCAAAGCUUCCCAUUUACUCACAGAAGGCGGGGGUGGGGGUAUCUAAUGCACUGCGCUAUAUAACCAGGGCUCAAUAAUCGUGUGCGUGCAUGUGCGUGCGUGCGUGCGUGUGUGUGUGUGUGUGUAUGCCUGUGGCCCGAUCCGGGGAGAGAUAUGACAAAAUGGAUCCAAAUUCUGCUUGCAUUUGCUACCAAGGAAAUUGGCUCCUUCUCCAUUCUUAAGCCUUUCUAUGUGAAGUUUUUAGGUUUUAAGCUAUUUUGAACUAUUACGAUUUUAUAGCGUGUACCAUAUUUUUUAUAAAUGAGUUCUUCAAGAAAGAUAUUUAUACAUUCAUUUCUAGCAGAGAUCACCAGAUAAUAAAUACAAUCGAUUCUUCAGGC